Messenger RNA from Pantherophis guttatus, 3043 nucleotides. Lineage: Eukaryota; Metazoa; Chordata; Lepidosauria; Squamata; Colubridae. The record is from RefSeq and is a predicted model, not a curated record.
CUUUUUUGCUGUUAUUAACUUCCCUAUAUUCAAUUGUAUAAUUUUAUAAAUCUUUUAGAACACAGUAUCAACAUCUGAAAAGAUAAGGAAGAUGGGAACAGUCCUGGAAAAACAAGGAAAAUCUUCCCAAAAAAUCUCCAAAUUCAGAAGGUUUCAACCUCAAAUUGGUAUGUGAAAGAAUACCAAUAGAUAAUAACUGAUUCAAAGAUCAAACAAAGAUGGAAGAAAUAUACUAAAAUUAUAUAUAUUAGGAGUGUCAACAUCCAAGAUAUUUUAGAAAGUAAUAACAUGAGCUUGUACCACUAGAAUAUAAAAUGUUGAACUUUGGAGAAAACAUUUGGAAUACCACGGAUAGACAAGAAAACAAAUGGAUCAUAAAACAAGUCAGUCCAGAAUUCAUAUUCAAAACACAAAUGACCACGUAGGCCUAAAUUAUCUCAUUUUGGACCCAUUACAGGAAGACCCAGUUCCCUUGAAAAGUCUCUUGUGAUGGAAAGCUGGAAUGAAAGAGGGCAAAGAGCAACAAGUCUUUACUGGCCCUUACGAAAGAAACCCAGGAAAGUGAAGGCAAGAUUUGAAGUUGCACCAGCGACCCCUACAGGACACCUAGAAGAUGUGCUGGCGGAGCAAAGGGGCUGGACGCCCGAGAAAUGCACGCCGAGUGGGCGGGCCUUGAUCAGAACUGCUGGACUGAGAGCAGUCGUGCGUCUGCGCAGAACUCGGCUCGUUUCUUUCCGGGAUCGGUGGUUUCAGCGUUGGAACCUGCAGUUUGCAAAAGUGGAUCGGGAUCAUGGAAAAAAGGAGAGACUCCAACCCAGUGGGGUCGUUACUAGCAGCCGCUCGGGAAGUGUACAAAAGGGUUUAUGGCGGGGAAGAUCCUAAAAUUGCAGUGUCGGCGCCCGGAAGGGUAAAUUUGAUCGGAGAGCACAUCGAUUACAAUCAAGGUUUCGUGCUACCUAUGGCCAUACAGAUGAGAACAGUCAUGGUUGGGAGUCCAAGGGAAGAUGGAAUGAUAUCCAUAACUACAACUGCAGAGGAAACGGAAGAGCCUAAAACUGUGCAGUUUCCAGUUCCAAGGGAAGGUGUUUCCUUGAAACCCGGAGAACCUCGCUGGGCUAAUUAUGUAAAAGGGGUUAUCCAGCAUUAUAAAGCUGGCCCUCUCCCAGGCUUUGAUGUUGUGAUAGAGAGUAAUGUACCAAUAGGUGGUGGUCUCUCAAGUUCAGCCUCCUUAGAAGUGGCCAUGUACACCUUCCUGCAGCAGCUCUCUCCUGAUGACAUGGAUCCAGUUACUAAGGCACUGGUGUGCCAGAAAGCGGAACACACCUUUGCAAUGAUGCCUUGUGGUAUCAUGGACCAAUUUAUCUCCGUAAUGGGGAAAGAAGGACAUGCCUUGCUGAUAGACUGCAGGUCCUUGAAAACUCGCCUGGUCCCUUUGACUGACCCAGAUUUAGUUGUUCUCAUCACCAAUUCCAAUGUACGACACACUUUGACAGGCAGCGAGUAUCCCACACGUCGGCGUCAGUGUGAAGAGGCAGCCAAGUUGCUGGGAAAGGCAAGCCUGAGAGAAGCCAACAUGUCAGACUUAGAGGAGUCCAGGAGCCUCCUGAGUAAGGAGAUGUACAGGCGAGCCAGGCAUGUGAUUGGAGAGAUUGAACGCACGGCUAGGGCAGCUGAGGCUCUGGAGGCCAGAGAUUAUAAGAGGUUUGGAGAGCUGAUGGUAGAGAGCCACAAUUCCUUAAGGGAUGACUAUGAAGUUAGUUGUCCGGAAUUAGAUGAGCUGGUAGCUGCUGCCAUGGAAGUUCCUGGAGUUUAUGGUAGCAGAAUGACUGGUGGUGGUUUUGGAGGUUGCACCGUAACUCUUCUUGAAUCAGGAGCUGCAGAAAAAGUUCUGAAACAUAUCAAGGACAAAUACAGCAGGACAGCGACAUUCUAUUUCACAAAACCCGCUGAUGGAUCUCAAAUACAUCUCCUGUCUUGAAAGCUCUUCCACCUUGUCUGUAGGAUUCACUAAGAAAAGUGAUAAAGAGAAGCAUGACAUUUUUGGACAGCUUCCUGGGACAUUAGCUUGGAGCAAAGACUUGACUUCUUCCAUAAAAGAAGUGAAGUAAGUGAAAACCUGUGUGCGCACACAGAUGUUUUUUUUUUUCUUUUAGCCAAGAGCCCAAAAGAGAUUUUUGUCUGAUUCACAAGACAGUUUGGGGCUCAAAAUUUCCUUUUCAGAGAAACACUAUGAUGAGUUUCAUUAAACAGCCCUUGAUUUCUGCAUACAGUUUUCUGUGAUAAGUUCCUUCAACAACCUGGAUGGAAAUACUGAGGCUGGGAAAGCCUGGCAUAAACUCCACAACUCCAAAGCAAUUCAAUUCCUUUUUAUCUUCCCAAGCAGAGACUAAUCGUGGAAAUAGGCUUUCUGUUUUACAUUGUGCUCUAAAUUUUGCUUCUAUUCUUUCCUUUUUGCUUACCCCAUUAAUGAGUGAUCUUCCAAUAAUGAAUUACCCACUAAACAUCUCUUAAAUAGAGUCACUUUGUGAUGAGUUUCUCCAUUGCAUUCCAUAUUAUCAUUUGUUACUGACAAGGACAGGCUGAUGCAACAUAAUACCCUCAACCCAUAUAAUUGGUAGAAAUGUGGUAGAAAGUGACAGCGUAGUCAGUUACAGUGAAGUCAAAAUAAAAUGGGCAUCAUAAUGUCUAUGAGAUGAUGUGUAAUUGCAUCAUGACUUCUAAUGCAAAGAUGUACGGUAAAAUGUGUCCUUUGUACGAUGUAAGUUGUGUCAUUUGUAUGAUGCAUUUAUCAUUUGUCUCCCCUCCCUCUGCCCCAACUCUGAUCCAAUUAAGCAAAAUUCACAAUAACGAUAGCCUUUCUUGCAAUAGAAUGUAUGAUUGUCACACUAAAAUAAUUGGCUAUGUUCCCUUAUAGGAAACCUUCAUGUGGUUAGUUGGUUUUCAUUUUAGCAUGAUUGUGACCCAGCCUUGAUUUGUAAACCUCAGUUUAUUAUACCAAUGUUAUGCAUAAGCACAAUGUCUUAAUAAACCAGGGUUAAACACA